GCACAUUUUAGAGGUUUUUCCCUCCUUAUACUCCCUCAGGCUUGUUAAAUGGAAUCAUUACCAAAAGUGGAUGAGCCGUUUCCUGCACCUCUGCCACACUCCUUACCAGAGGGAAGUAAACCAGAUCAAGAUGUAAAAGUCUACAAAGUCCACUCACCUUUCACCCGUCCACCACCACAACUGCCUUCUUCGUCCUUUUCCUCAGCAGUUUGCCUGCCCAACCAAAUGCUCUCACCUCUACCAGUGUAUGAUGCCCCUUCACGUACUCCCAGGGCAAAGUAUGUGAGCUAUGAACCUGAGCUGCGACGCUCUCCCAGUCUGGCAACAUGCCCGUCCUGUCGGACUGAGGUCACCACACAGGUCACCUUUAAAGCUGGGACUUUCGCGUGGGUCAUGUGCCUCGUGUUUGUGUUAUGCGGGUUGGUGCUCGGCUGCUGCCUGAUUCCUUUAUUUGCAAACCACUUCAAGGACGCCUACCACACUUGUCCCCGCUGUCGACUGGUUCUACAUGUGCACAAGAAGCAAUGCUGCGAGUGAACACACACUACUGGAGAAGAAAAAUGGUUUGGAUACAAGAGCACGCACAAGUUCCUGUUAAAUA
Molecule: messenger RNA, 601 nt
Organism: Archocentrus centrarchus (flier cichlid)
Lineage: Eukaryota; Metazoa; Chordata; Actinopteri; Cichliformes; Cichlidae
Product: cell death-inducing p53-target protein 1-like
Exons: 4
Coding region: 49-537 (162 amino acids)
Cellular component (GO): cytoplasmic side of lysosomal membrane; cytoplasmic side of late endosome membrane; nucleus
Molecular function (GO): zinc ion binding
Source: RefSeq, a predicted model, not a curated record